Molecule: messenger RNA, 418 nt
Organism: Psammomys obesus (fat sand rat)
Lineage: Eukaryota; Metazoa; Chordata; Mammalia; Rodentia; Muridae
Product: partitioning defective 3 homolog B-like
Exons: 3
Coding region: 33-257 (74 amino acids)
Biological process (GO): microtubule cytoskeleton organization; establishment of cell polarity; intracellular protein localization
Cellular component (GO): apical junction complex; apical plasma membrane; cell cortex
Molecular function (GO): phosphatidylinositol binding
Source: RefSeq, a predicted model, not a curated record
CCCGGCCCCGCGCCGGGGAACCCAGGGCCAGGAUGAAAGUGACAGUGUGCUUCGGCCGGACGGGCAUCGUGGUGCCCUGCAAGGACGGCCAGCUGCGCGUCGCCGAGCUCACCCAGCAGGCGCUGCAGCGGUACCUGAAGACCCGGGACCAGGAUCCUGGGUACUGGGUGAAGAUUCAUCACUUAGAAUACACAGAUGGAGGAAUCCUGGAUCCGGAUGACGUCCUAGCAGAUGUUGUUGAAGACAAAGAUAAGUGAGAAGAUAUCUUGGACAGCAAAGACCAAGGACCUCAGGCUACCAUCAGAGAAAGCCAUAUGGCUAACCUGUGCUCAAGAAGCUCCUCACAGACCCCUGUACAAACACCUAGCAGUGGCCGCCAGUUCAGGAACCUAAAUACCAAUUUGUGUCCAGCAGAUCA